This is a messenger RNA of Closterium sp. Naga37s-1, 3342 nucleotides long. NCBI's taxonomy places the organism in Eukaryota, Viridiplantae, Streptophyta, Zygnematophyceae, Desmidiales, Closteriaceae. The record is from the annotation of a GenBank genome assembly.
AUGCCGCGCAAGCCGGUUGCUAACUUCCUGUCGUGGGCGUCGAAUGUGCUCGAGGCUGUCGACCAAUCAGCGGCGAGCUUGAGCGACGCCACAAAUCCUCAUCGGAGGAAGCACCGGCGCGAGUGGGGCGCGGCGACGGACGGGCAGGUGUCGGACUCGGCGUGGGUGGACGCGAGCGACGGCGACGGCAGCAGCGCCGGGUACGCCAGCGACCACCUCCUAACGCUGGGGGGGCGCCGCGCCUGGGAAGGCCCGGAGGGGCGACGUGCAGUGGCGGGCGGAGGAGGGCUGGAGUCGGGGGGUGAGCGCGGGGAGGGGCGGGCGGAGAGCAGAGAGGUGCUGGGCGGGGUGGUGGAGGGGGAGGGGGAGGGGGGCGGUUGGGGCACGCAUGGCAGUGUGGGGGAGCGUGGUGGGAGCGCUAGUGGGCGGGGGCUUGCGAGCAGCAGCAGCCUGGGUGGUGUGGGGCGUGGAGGUGGGGAACAGCGGGACGCAGAGGAGGGUAGUGCGCGUGCAGGCGGGGGGCAUGCGGCAGGCAGUGGCAGCAGCGGUGGUGGCUUGAGGCGUGCAAGGGAGGGUGGCGCUGCUGCUGCGGGCGGCCAGUGGGGUGGCGAGGGAAGCGCAUUGAGCGGCACGGGCGAGUGGCAUGCACACGAGUUCGAGGCGUGGGGCGGCGAGUGGGAGAUGCAAGGAGGGGGGGACGAAGGAGGGGAGGGAGCUGGUGAGGAGGCGAGAGAGGAUCGUGGGGGGGUGCAGCGGAAGGGUACAGGAGAAGAAUCACAACGCAAGGAAGGUCCAAAUGGAGAAACGGGAGAACCUGCAGAUGAUAGGGAUGAGGGGGCUGGUGCAGCAGUGGCAGCAGGGCGAGGUGAAGUUGGGGGAAGCAGCACGAGUGGCAGCAGCGGAUCUGCCGGUGUGGCCACGCUCCCAAGCGGCGCGAGCGGCAGCGUUGGCAAAGCCGCUAUGAGUGCGAAGAGCAGCAGCACAGCUGCAGAGGAGCCCGGUGAUGCAGAGAGUGACAGCGCGGCUGCACCGCUGUCCACAAGUCUCGCCAGCAUGGCGGGCGGCAGCAGCAACAACAUGGCAGGCAGCAGCAGCAGCAGGCGGGGGCUGUUGGGGGCGCAGGUGCCUCGGGUGCUGGCGGUGGCGCGCAGCCCGUCGGUGGAGAUGGACGCCAUGCGGGCGUGGCGCCGGCGCAUGGAGGCACACGCGUGGACCAGCCCUGCCAUGCGCUCCGAGUUUGACCACGCCAGCCGCGAGUGCAGCCAGAUGGAGGCGCGGGUGUCAGUAGUGGUGGGCGAGAUAGAGCGGCUGCAGCAGGCGGCACAGCACAUGGCUGACAGGGCGGCCCAGGAGAUCGGCAGCCUGCAUGCUGAGCUGGCAGCUGCCACAUCAGCGCUGGAGCAGGAGAGGUCAAAACAUGCUGCUACACGCCACGAGGCGGAGGAGCGGGAGGGGACGCUGAGGGAGGAGCAGGCAGGGCAGGCGAGGGCAGUGGCGCGGAUUAAGAGGCAGAUGGAGGAGCGCGUGGCGGAGCACACGCGGGUCACUCACUGCAUUCAAGACCUUGAGGCGCGGCACAGCCUGCUCACUGCACGCCUGGCUGCCCUGCACGCCGCCUCGCCCGCUCGCGACAGCAGCACCGCUGCCGCCGCUGCAGUGCCCGGCCCAGCCUCCGCCACCAGUGCUGCGCCGCUGCAUGAUAACUCGGGUGGUGCUGACGCAGGUGGUGAGGCGCAGCAGCAGCAGCAGCAGCAGCAGCAGGGACAUGGUGGGAGCGAGGGGGGAGGGCAGGAUGGAUCAAGGCGUAUGCAGGGAGGUGCAGCAGAGGGGGAUGACGCGAGGCAGGGGGGAAGUGAGCAGGAUGGGAGAGGGGCUUGUGCAGAUGAGCAGCACGAGCUGGUGAGUGCACAUGCAGAUGAGCAGCACGAGCUGGUGAGUGCACAUGCAGAUGAGCAGCACGAGCUGGUGAGUGCACAUGCAGAUGAGCAGCACGAGCUGGUGAGUGCACAUGCAGAUGAGCAGCACGAGCUGGUGAGUGCACAUGCAGAUGAGCAGCACGAGCUGGUGAGUGCACAUGCAGAUGAGCAGCACGAGCUGGUGAGUGCACAUGCAGAUGAGCAGCACGAGCUGGUGAGUGCACAUGCAGAUGAGCAGCACGAGCUGGUGAGUGCACAUGCAGAUGAGCAGCACGAGCUGGUGAGUGCACAUGCAGAUGAGCAGCACGAGCUGGUGAGUGCACAUGCAGAUGAGCAGCACGAGCUGGUGAGUGCACAUGCAGAUGAGCAGCACGAGCUGGUGAGUGCACAUGCAGAUGAGCAGCACGAGCUGGUGAGUGCACGUGCAGAUGAGCAGCACGAGCUGGUGAGUGCACAUGCAGAUGAGCAGCACGAGCUGGUGAGUGCACAUGCAGAUGAGCAGCACGAGCUGGUGAGUGCACAUGCAGAUGAGCAGCACGAGCUGGUGAGUGCACAUGCAGAUGAGCAGCACGAGCUGGUGAGUGCACAUGCAGAUGAGCAGCACGAGCUGGUGAGUGCACAUGCAGAUGAGCAGCACGAGCUGGUGAGUGCACAUGCCCCUCUGUGCCCGUCCCUGCAUCUUCUCCCUUCCUCCUUCACCUGCCUUCGUCAGGCCACGUUGGAUGGCGAGGUGGCAUCUCUGAAGCACCAACUGCUCGCCCAACAGGCAGCACUGGCCAAGCAGCCGACCGCAGGGGAGCGCGAGAAGCAACUGGAGCGCCGCCUGAGGGCGCUGUCAGAGAAUGUGCAGGGCAAGCAGGCACAGGCGGAGGCGCUGAGCAGCGAGGUGGCGUGGCUGCAGCAGCAGCUGGACCACACGCGGGGGGAGCGCGCGCACCUGCUGCUGGCUGUGGGGGAGCAGGGCGGCGGCACUGGGGGCCGUUUAGGGAGGGUGGGGGGGUCGCGGGACGAGGUUGGGAGCAGGGAGAGAGGGCGGUGGCGGGGUGAGGGCAGCAGAGGGUGGGGUGGGGGCAGAGGGGUUGAGCACCGUAUGGUGGCAGCGCUGAGCUGCACCACAUGUGCUGUUCUGCUGCGCGCCUCACCUUCAUUGCCUUCCUCACCCUCCCUGCCCACCUGCAGGGAGCGAGGCAGCACGGAGGACGAUCCGAGUGGCAAGAGCAAGCGGAGGGCGCUGCGCGUGCGCGUGUGGGAGCACGUGGUGGACGCGGCACGAGCGCUGGACGCCAUGAGUCUGCGCGUUGGCAGUGCGCUGCAGCGCAACUCCUUUGUGCGCUCGCUCGUGGUGGCAUAUGUGCUUGCGCUGCACCUCUCUGUCUUCCUCGUUCUCUCCUUUGUCAGCCUCGAACAUGCUCUGCACAAAAUAUAG